CGUGACACCCUAUGAUAAAAACUCCACCGGUUUUAUCUCUCUUACUCUCUUCUUCUCCCACUGUAGUAUAAAUGAAUAGAAAAACCCCUUCUUCUCAAACAGCAAUGGCCGUGGACCACAACAAUGCACGAAAAUCCUCGCCUCUCCACACCCUUUACUGCGAAGAAGAAGAAGAAGAAGAAGAAGAAGAAGAGGAAGAAGAAAGCAAAAGCGAAAUCACUUCAAACGACAACACCAAUCACCCCCUUUUCCCAUUCCAUUACGAUUCGAAAUGGGACGACGAAGAGCUCCAAUCCCUCCUCCGCAAAGACAGAGAACAAACUACGCCUCCCAAAUCCAGCCGCAUCUCUCCAUCAGCUAGAAAUCAAGCCGUCGAAUUCGUUCUCAAAAUCGCUUCGCAUCAUAAAUUCUCCGCCUCCGCCGCCGUCCUCGCUAUCAAUUUCGUCGACAGAUUCUUGCGGAGUUUGGAGGGAGAUGAGAAGAGGCCGUGGCUGAUGCAGCUUGUGGCCGUUGCUUGCCUCUCUAUUGCUGCCAAAGUUGAGGAAACUCACGUUCCUCUUCUCGUAGACCUUCAAGUGGAGGAUGCAGAGUAUUUUUUUGAGGCGACGACGAUUAAGAGAAUGGAGCUUUUGAUUCUGUGUGCGCUGGAUUGGAGGAUGAAUCCGGUGACUCCUCUAUCGUUUAUUGAUCAUUUUGUGAGGAGACUUGGAUUGGAGAUUCGUUUGGAGUUUGUGGCGAGCUGUGAAGAUACAGUGAUUUCCUUCAUUUCCGAUUGGAGGUGUGUGGAAUAUUCGGCGGGUGUUGUGGCGAGUGCGGCGAUGCUUCACGUUGUAAUAAAUCAGGGGGAAUACGGCGGCUAUGCGGUUGAGUGUGAGAAGAUGAUGUUUGAGCUCCUUCAAAUUAGUAAGAUGGAAGUGGAAAAGUGUUGCAUGCUUAUCUCAGACAUACAUGCAAAACGCAGAAAUUGCGAAUUGAGUGGAAGCUGCUUCAGUUGGAAUGAUGCAACAAUAAUUGAUGGUGAAGUUGCAAAUGAUCAUAACCCUAUUUUAAAGAAACACAAGAAGAAGCAUUGAGGCAUUAAGCCACCUUCCUCAAUACUCCCCAUUCUAAGUCAUCUCUCUCUACAAUAAUGUAUGCUUGCUGGAUGCAAACAAAGGUUAAAAAUGCUUUUACCCAACACUUGCAAACAGAGAAGAAAUCAAGAAAGAGAAAGGGAGAACUGAGAAGUGUGUGUGUGUGUGAUUCACUUAUUCUAUUUAUGGGGGUAAAUACCAGACUGCCCCUGGAUUCCAAUUGUGGACAUGCCUAAUUUAAGGAAUGGAAGCAUAUUGUUGAGCUUAAUUUAGUGUGUGUUUCCAUUUGUAAGACUUUGCUACUUUUUUUGCAUCCCAACAUUGGAAUAAAACAGAUUCAUUUUCUGGAA
This is a messenger RNA of Salvia splendens (bonfire salvia), 1423 nucleotides long. Its product is annotated as cyclin-D3-1. The transcript has 4 exons. Lineage: Eukaryota; Viridiplantae; Streptophyta; Magnoliopsida; Lamiales; Lamiaceae. The record is from RefSeq and is a predicted model, not a curated record. The coding region runs from base 72 to 1073 and encodes 333 amino acids.